ACCUCACCUCGACAAACCUCUCGCCGUGUCGCCUCCGACAUGGCGACAAACACUAACGAGACCAGUGACAGUGUUGCUUCUGAGCAAAACCCUUUGCAAACACCCAACCCGCAGCUUGGUUACGACUUUUCCAGCCUUUUACCACAGGAGAAUAUUGACGCCAUUUACUUUGCCGAAUACGGUAUCCAAAAUUUGCCGUGUUCGCAUACAUCGUGUACCGCCGUCGUACUAACAAAUAUUGCCUAGGAGAGACCACAGACGAAGACCGCUACGACUGGAUCUUGCUGUUCUGUGGCCUCCGCCAAGAUAUGAUGAAAAUCCAAGAAGAUAUGCGUAUCAUUGCGGAUGAGGGGGUGGAUAUCAACUCUGCCGCCUCAUACUUCUUUGGUCAAUUCCAUGAGGUCAUGCAGAAGCGUGUUGCAGCUGUCGGACGCGGUGAGCCUAUUGUCGUCAACGGCCACCCGGAUAGGAUUCCGGGACAGAUGAUGAAGAAGUGGGCAGCCGAUAUUGCAGCAGGUAAACCUUCACUUUAUCAUCGCCUCGAGGCUGCGCUUGCCGAAGAGAUCAAGGAACGUCAACCGUCGGAGUUACAUGGCUUCGACCCAAACAUGGCCAAAGCAACUGCGUCAGCCGACACCUUGGAAGCAGAAGACACUGGACUUGGCGAGUCGACGUCUGCUAUCGCCGAUGCGCAGGAAUGAUGUCGUUGAUGUCGCGCAGGAAAUAGGAUAUUUGAUGGUCACGGAGGUAUUUGCUGGGUUCACCGAAAGUUAUGCUUCUCAACGGUAUUCGGGAACACACUAGAAAGAUGAGGGUAGUCAUAGAGCCUUGGACCAAAGCGCAUGUUCUUUGUGGAUUUGAUUAAUAUUGACUUGGCCUGGCAUAACAUCGGAAGCUUCCUCUCACUUCUGCCAGACGCCUCACUGCGACAAGCACACUAAGUCUCACAUGUUCAAAUACGUAUGUGUUGACAAUAAGAUGGUGUGAAGGAACUCACACUCCAUUGUAGAGGAUGCAGUGAAAUGGCUUGGCCACUGUGGGAAAUGUAUACUAUCUAGGCAGCACUAGCGCUGCUUCCCGUUUCGUUAUCAGCACCAACUCUCCGCUGACU
This is a messenger RNA of Bipolaris maydis ATCC 48331, 1111 nucleotides long. The record is from RefSeq and is a predicted model, not a curated record. NCBI's taxonomy places the organism in Eukaryota, Fungi, Ascomycota, Dothideomycetes, Pleosporales, Pleosporaceae.